UUGGGAAACAUGUAGAGGCAACCAAAAAAAAAAAUGGAGAAAUUGAGAGUUUGCAUAAUGGUGUUAGCUUGCGUGGUAGUAUCGGCGGCAGCCCAAAGUGCUUCCAAUGUGAGAGCUACUUAUCAUCUUUACAAUCCGCAGAACAUAAACUGGGACUUGACUGCUGCAAGUGCUUUCUGCGCCACAUGGGAUGCCAGUAAGCCCUUAGCAUGGCGUCAAAAAUAUGGAUGGACUGCUUUUUGUGGUCCUGCUGGUCCUCAAGGUCAAGCUGCUUGUGGCCGAUGCUUAAGGGUGACCAACACCGCCACUGGAACUCAGGCAACGGUGAGAAUCGUGGAUCAAUGCAGCAAUGGAGGGCUGGAUUUGGAUGUUAAUGUAUUUAACCAACUUGACACAAAUGGGAUUGGGAAUGCUCAAGGUCACCUCACUGUCAACUAUGAAUUUGUAAACUGUGGUGACUAAACCCACUUUUUAGUAAUUAAAAUGAGUUUCAACCAAAUAAAUGCUUUGUAUCACUACUAAAUAAAUCCAUUCUCGAAUAAAACUUAGCAGCACUUGUUGCUUGCAAGUUGCUAAAUUUACUAAA
Messenger RNA from Gossypium raimondii (Peruvian cotton), 586 nucleotides. RefSeq names its product pathogenesis-related protein PR-4A. The transcript has a single exon. Gene Ontology annotation, molecular function: RNA nuclease activity. Bases 34 to 462 code for a protein of 142 amino acids. Gene Ontology annotation, biological process: defense response to fungus; defense response to bacterium. The record is from RefSeq and is a predicted model, not a curated record. Lineage: Eukaryota; Viridiplantae; Streptophyta; Magnoliopsida; Malvales; Malvaceae.